Molecule: messenger RNA, 1710 nt
Organism: Biomphalaria glabrata
Lineage: Eukaryota; Metazoa; Mollusca; Gastropoda; Planorbidae
Product: phosphoserine aminotransferase-like
Exons: 11
Coding region: 82-1227 (381 amino acids)
Biological process (GO): L-serine biosynthetic process
Cellular component (GO): cytoplasm
Molecular function (GO): pyridoxal phosphate binding; O-phospho-L-serine:2-oxoglutarate transaminase activity
Source: RefSeq, a predicted model, not a curated record
UAAUGUGAUGCAAGAUUUAGAUUCUUUCUCUCUGCUUAGUUGUGUGUAUGUGAAUAUUGUGAACAAUAUAAACAGUGGGAAAUGGGUGACAUUAGAAGCAAUGGGAAAGCUAAAUUUGUAAUAAACUUUUCAGCAGGACCAGCAAAAUUACCAGCAGCGGUCUUAGCCCAUGCACAGAAAGAAAUGUUGGAUCACAAGGACAGUGGUGUGAGUGUUAUGGAACUAAGUCACAGAUCAUCAGAAUUCAUCAAAAUCCUUCAUGCAGCAGAGGAGAAAUUAAGACAUUUAUUAACCAUCCCAGACAACUACAAAGUAUUAUUUCUACAAGGUGGCGGCACUGGUCAGUUCUCCGCUGUACCUCUGAACCUCAUGCAACUCAAACCAGGUCAUUCCGCUGAUUACAUCAUCACAGGGUCAUGGUCAGCAAAAGCUGCCCAGGAGGCAGAAAAGUAUGGCACUGUCAAUUUGGUCUUACCAAAACCCAAAAAAUACACAUCAAUACCAGACAGGUCAACCUGGACGCUGAAUCCAGAUGCUUCCUAUUUCUAUUACUGUGCCAAUGAGACAAUUGAUGGUGUUGAGUUUCAGUAUAUUCCAGAAACCAAUGGGGUUCCUAUAGUCUGUGAUAUGUCCUCAAAUAUCCUGACCAGACACCUGGACAUUUCAAAGUUUGGUUUGAUAUUUGCUGGGGCCCAGAAAAACAUUGGCCCUGCGGGUGUGACUCUAGUCAUCAUCAGAGAAGAUUUGAUUGGCUUUGCUAUGAAAGUUUGUCCUGUCAUCUUUGACUACAAGGUUCAAGCAGGCAACAACUCACUUUACAAUACUCCACCAACCUAUGGUAUUUACAUGAUGGGUCUUGUAUUUGAUUGGAUAGAGGAAGUUGGUGGUGUGCACAAAAUGGAAGAGAAUGCCAUCAAGAAAUCUGGUUUGGUUUAUGAGCUUAUUGAUAAUUCAGAAGGCUUCUACAAUUGUCCAUUAGAUUUGGACUGUCGCAGCCGAAUGAAUAUUCCAAUUAGAAUUGGUUUCCACGGGGCACAUGAUGUGUUGGAAAAAAAGUUUUCUGACGAGUCAACCAGCAAUGGCUACUUACAGCUGAAAGGCCACAGGUCAGUUGGAGGCAUAAGAGUUUCAUUGUACAACGCUGUAACAGUGGAGGAAACAGAGCACUUGGUGGAGUUUAUGAAAGGCUUUAUGUCAAGGAACCGACAACUGAUGGUCUCACAUUAGAUCUUCUCAUGCUUUAAAUGGCCUCACAAUUUUUUUAGUAUCGAAUGGCUAAGCCCCGGUGAAUGGUUUAUCAUCACAGCCCUUUGCACCGGGCAUUUUAUUUUAGUUGUAUUUUUACCCCUUAAGACCUCACUUGAGCUCAGUUUUAUUUGGCAUAAGUCCGUCUGGAGCACAAAUUUCAAUUCUGUACAUAUUUAUUUUAUUGGCAUUGGGUUGUGCAGUUGAUUUCUUUGGCCAGCAUUUUAUGAGUUCAUUUGUUUAGAUGUUUUUGUCAUGAUAUUGUUUACCUGCAUCAUUCACUAGUAAGAUUUAAGAUGCAAUAUAGCAUUCAGUGAUGUAACAUAACAUUCAAUAAUGUAACAUAACAAUAUUUCAUAUUAUCAUAUUAUUUGCUAAAUAGCUUCAUUUACUGUGUUCAUACCUGUACAGCAUUAUCUCCCCUGUUUUUGAUGCUCUAUUCAAUAAAUGUGUUGUAUUAAUGUA